Messenger RNA from Ramularia collo-cygni, 906 nucleotides. Its product is annotated as probable YHM1 (mitochondrial carrier). The transcript is spliced from 2 exons. Gene Ontology annotation, molecular function: guanine nucleotide transmembrane transporter activity. The coding region runs from base 1 to 906 and encodes 301 amino acids. The record is from RefSeq and is a predicted model, not a curated record. Gene Ontology annotation, cellular component: mitochondrion. NCBI's taxonomy places the organism in Eukaryota, Fungi, Ascomycota, Dothideomycetes, Mycosphaerellales, Mycosphaerellaceae.
AUGUCACCCGGUAGCGCUUCCGCCGAGAAGGGCGAGUCCACUUUGGCUCGAGUUUUGGGUGCCGGAUCCGCUGGAAUCGCCGAGCUCGCCGUCUUCCACCCCGUCGAUACCAUCGCUAAGCGAUUGAUGUCCAACCAUGGCAAGGUGGUCGGCAUGCAGCAGCUCAACCAGGUCAUCUUCAAAUCACACGCGACCGAUCCCGCCGUCAAGCGCUUCUUCACCCUCUUCCCCGGCCUCGGAUACGCAGCAGCAUACAAGAUCCUCCAGCGAAUUUACAAGUACGGUGGACAGCCAUUCGUACGCGAGUACCUAGGGAAGCACCAUGGAGGCUCAUUUGACCGCACAUUCGGCAAGGGAACCGGCAAGGCUAUCAUGCAUGCAACUGCUGGCUCCAUCAUCGGAAUCGGAGAGAUUGUCCUCCUUCCAUUGGACGUGCUCAAGAUCAAGAGACAGACAAACCCAGAGGCCUUCCGUGGGCGCGGUGUGAUGCGAAUUGUCGCAGAUGAGGGAUUCAGCCUCUACCGCGGCUGGCAAUGGACCGCAGCCCGUAACGCACCCGGUUCAUUUGCCCUCUUCGGUGGUUCCGCCGCCGCGAAGCAAUAUCUGUUCAAGCUCGAGGACUACAACACUGCAACUUGGUUCCAGAACUUCGUUGCUUCCAUUGCUGGUUCCAGCGCGUCUCUGCUUGUCUCCGCGCCAUUGGACGUUGUCAAGACCCGUAUUCAAAACCGCAACUUUGAAAUCAAGGAAUCCGGCGCCAAGAUCAUUGCAGACAUGGCACGGAAAGAAGGACCUUCUGCCUUCUUCAAGGGAUUGGUUCCAAAGCUAUUGAUGACCGGACCCAAGCUCACCUUCUCAUUCUGGCUGGCACAGACGCUGAUUCCAGCUUUCAACAAGGUUCUCUGA